Molecule: messenger RNA, 2640 nt
Organism: Armigeres subalbatus
Lineage: Eukaryota; Metazoa; Arthropoda; Insecta; Diptera; Culicidae
Product: DNA translocase FtsK
Exons: 7
Coding region: 547-2460 (637 amino acids)
Molecular function (GO): protein binding
Source: RefSeq, a predicted model, not a curated record
AGCCAUUUCAGGUCGUCGUUGAUACUAGCUUAGUGCGUUUCCCACUACUCUGUGGGUAAAAUCUUAAUUUGAAUAACGAUAGUGCGCCAUUUAGUGUGAAAACUCAUAGCAGUUUAAUUGUGGAUCUUUCAGGAAAUAUUCUUUAUUAGUUGAAAUGUGCAGUUAUUACGCCUUAGCAUACCUUCAUUGAAUUAAGAAGCAGCUGUUUUUAAAGACUAAAAGUUAAUCGAUCAAACUAAUGUAAUGCAUUUAGGUUCUCCUGAGCAGAUAUAUUUGAAAUGAAUAUUUUGCGUGUUUGAUAUCUUCUAGAAGUUUUUUGAAACAUAGUAGAAGCAAGUUAUAUAGUGAAGUAUAUGUGCUUACUAUAUUAGUUUUUAUAUGUAGCUUAAAGAUGCAAUCAUACUUAGAAAUCACUCCAUAAAUGGAAACAUAAUCAUAAUAUACAAAAACUAAAAAAAGUGUUCUCAUAUCAUCAAAACGCCACUAUAACAAUAAGUGAAACUACAAAUUGAACCUCGUCAAGUGAAACCUCGCUUCAAUCCGACCAUGGUUGACAUAAUCUGCCUAAUUGCCGCAGUGGUAGCGGCAAUCGUCGUUACGAACGAGGUCACGGCUCAAAGCUGGUCGGAAGGACUUUCCGCACCGCAGCACUCGAUCGUCAAGCGGAUGGAUCUGGAAACAUGCCUGGUGCGCUUCGAUGUCCACUUGAACACGAUCAUCCGCACGGAGGAGUCCCGCUCGAUGGGAGCCAAUUUCCUGGACGAUGCCGAUGUGAGCUCGCGCGAGCAGUGCCUGCGGCUGUGCUGCGAAACGGAAAAAUGCGACGUGUUCGUUUUCGAGGAAAAGAACCAGGGUACAUGUUUUUUGUUCCAGUGCGGCCCUUCGAACGAUUUCCACUGCAAAUUCACACAUCAUGCCAACUAUACGAGCGCGGUACUUAAAAUUCCUUCAGUGGACCAACCACCACCUCCCCUCGUUUCGCAAAUCCAUUCUCUUGUGCAGCCACCAGCUUCACCACAGUUGUCCGUUAUCGUGCCCCAACUAACACAGCAUGAACGGGAAUUGGUUAACCUCAAGGCACCGAAGACACCUCUGAGAAGUGAGCAAACGACCACGGCUUCAUUGCCUCCACUCGGCGUUCAACUGGGGCAGCUGCCCACAACAACUCCAAAACCUUCGUCGUCAAGUCAGUGUGGUCACUACGAAUUCCCAUGCCACUCGGGAGAAUGCAUUGCGAUUUACAAUGCGUGCGACGGUAUUCCACAAUGCGCAGAUGGCAGUGAUGAAGGACCUGAAUGUCCCAGACCUCCACCGAUCAAACCGUACCAGCAAUCCCAAAUUCAGCAACAACAACAACCUUCGCGCAUCUCCACAAAUCAAAUGAACGACAUGUCUCAAACGAAGGCUAUAAUAUCACAAGUUUUUCAACCAGAUCUUCAACAGCAACAGUUAAGAGGUCUGCAAGAACAACAGAAGCUUCGUAACCAGAUGCCACAUAACCGAGAGGAUCCCAUGACAGCUCCGAAAGCAUGGUCUCGUCCUGUAGCUGACACCCAGAGUAACUAUAUUGAUUCAUCAGACAGUCGAAUCUUUAGUCACAAGGGUGGCCUUCAGCUAUCAUCCAAUAACAUCGGUGGUCCCCAGUAUCAAUUUCCUGAAACCAGCUACGUUCCCAAUAUACCCCGCAAUAAUCCUUACAUGCCCAUACCAGAUAAUUAUCAAUCUGCUUCACAGUGGAACGACCCUCGUAUGUCUCCACCUCAACGUCCAAUAUGGCCUCAAAACCAGCUUCCUCAGGAACAGUACGUUCAACCGCCGCCUCAACAUCAACAGGACACCAACCAACCCCAACCGAUUCAACCGAUUCCUUCAAACCCCCAAUCUCCCUUAUCUCAAACCCCAGCCCAGCCCCAACCGGCAGCAACACCGAUAUCCCCCGAGCCAAAAUCCCCCACUCUUAACAGUGACACAGCGAAGAACUCCGACAGCCACAAAGCCGGAAAGUCCUCCGAAGAAUACGAAUCUUAUGACGAACAGCAGUAUCCGGAAAAGUCUUCCAACGAGGAGCAGGAGGAGGAUAAACCCGAACCACAUCAGCCUAAAAAGAAGCCACGAAAGCACCAUCAUCAACACCAACACGACGAGGAACACAAGAAGCAUAAAUCGAAGACAGCCAAGAAGGACAAGGCUCUGCACGGAGCGGAAGAACAUAUGCCUCCGGUGCACGAACAUCUAAAAAUGCUACGCAACGAUCUGGAGAUUGAGUUUGCCGACCACGACGGGGCAGCAGAAAGGCCUGGCGGAGCAGUGCUCUCGUUAACGUUGGGUGCCAUAUUGACAGCAGCGUUGGCCAUACUGAUCGGGUGCAGGAUGAAGGUUGCCCGGAGGAGAAUCCGAAGACAGGGCAAAGGAUCGUACGCGCACGAUGCCGAUUUCCUCGUGAACGGGAUGUAUCUUUAGGACGCCUAGAUUAGAUUAGGUGUUUUCGUUUUCAUCUUCAUUUGCCAAUAGGAUUAGUACCUCGGAACACCGAAGCAUUAACUUGGAGAGCAGUCUUCAGAAAACUCGUUUUGUUUCAUUUGAUCCAGCCAUGUUUAAGGAAGACUUUCGUUUGAUAAAAUAGAGUUGAACUCCCACCAA